AUGGAUUCGAAAACUCCUUCAGCUCGGGAGCGCAGCUGCGUGGGCCCAGGUUUUAAACAGCGGGCAGACGGGCGGGAGAAACCGAAAUAUUCCUACCCGGUGAAUGAGGGCGAGCGGCCCGCGUGGGCUGGCGCCUGGCUUCCGUACCGCGGCGUGCUCCGAGUUGUCGAGGUGGUUGUUAGUUGUCUGACUAAAUCCUGCCGGGUGGCGGGAAGAUUGGGAAACAGAAUGCCAUUUGAUGGAGCCAGUGAACCUGACCGUGCCCACGGGUCAUUAAAGUCUGAAUCAGAUAUUUUGCAGAACACGCUACCUGAAAAUGAGAAAUUCUAUUUUGAUCUGUCCAGAAUUAUCGAUAGCUCCCAGGACAGUCCUGUCAAACGCCACUCUGAUGCUGUCUUCACUGACAACUACAGCCGCUUUCGAAAGCAAAUGGCUGUGAAGAAAUACUUAAACUCAGUUUUAACUGGAAAAAGAAGCCAGGAAGAGCUAAAUCCUGCUAAACUUCGAGAUGAAGCAGAACUUCUUGAGCCUUCCUUUUCAGAAAACUAUGAGUCUGUAGAUGAGUUGCUGAGCCACCUCCCACUGGACCUCUGAAGGACACCUGGUAAAGUCUAUGACAAGAGCAAGUUAUUUUUGAGUUCCACAUAGUAUUUCAAAGAGAUGACUUUAGUCAUCAAACCAGAACAAAUAUGUUGUGAAGUGAAAGUUGUGAUAUAUUUGUUUCUUAUGUAAUAAAAGUUGAUAUUUACAUUGUAAAUAUUACUCUAGAGUUCUCUACUGAAAGCUGUACAUAUGGAUGCCAGUUUAACUCAUAAGAAGUCUGUAAGUCCAUAUGCUGUAAAUCCUUUACUUCAAUAAAUUCAUUUGAAAAUGA
Molecule: messenger RNA, 874 nt
Organism: Opisthocomus hoazin
Lineage: Eukaryota; Metazoa; Chordata; Aves; Opisthocomiformes; Opisthocomidae
Source: RefSeq, a predicted model, not a curated record